Molecule: messenger RNA, 750 nt
Organism: Ostertagia ostertagi
Lineage: Eukaryota; Metazoa; Nematoda; Chromadorea; Rhabditida; Trichostrongylidae
Source: the annotation of a GenBank genome assembly
AGUCACGACAUUGGAAGAGAAGUAAUCAGCGGCACGGGUAGAGCUACAAAGUGUCUGUCGGGGCCACAGAAAAGGCGUGCACGAAGCAGUAGUUACGACAAUACAAAUGCCUCGGGUGACACAGUUCGGAAGCGCGCCUCUUUCCCGAGAACUGUUGAAGAUGUGCAUUGCGGUCUAUCACGGGGCAAUUUCGGUCAACGUAGGGACGAAGCUUCUGAGGCUAAAAGAGUUUUGGAUCCUCGGUGUCGCAUUGUUGGGAGUGAGUCGUUGCGUACCCUUCUUCAAAUGCAGAACCCGAAUGUAGUGGAUGCCGUACAGUUUGUGCCAACGGUCACUGUGGGGAACGCUGCGAAAUCUUUAGCUGAGCUUGCUAUUGCCACUCCUGUCAGCUUUUCCUGCCUGGUACCACCUAAUGACCAACCCACCAAUCAAUCAAAGAGCAGUGUGGUCGUGAAACGUCGCACAGGUCCAAGUAUAGUGAAAGCUGUUAAACCGUCAAAUAAAGUCAAGCAGCCUAUCGCAUCGGUACGACCACUCUCAUCAGAUCACUACGUUAAGUCGCCUACGGAGGUUGUACUGGACGCGGACCACAAUCAUAUAAAUGCGCACCCUGGUGGUGACAACUCGCUGUCGCCUGAGAAAAAACAGUGUGCGAUUUCGUUCCACGACGAUGAGAACAACAUGGAAACGGUGGAUGCACGAUGGGUUAUUGAUCGCAUUGCUCAAUUACGGUUAAAAACCGAAUCUACA